ACUUGUGAAAGUAUUCAUUUUUUACUCUUAAUUUAACUUUAUUUGUUCAAAUAAGUUGUUUGUUUCCCAAAAAUAAAAAACAAAAAAUUAUUAAAUUGAAACGGUGUUUGAGCCGUCUUAAAGCUUCAAACGUGUAACCAUUCAAGCACUUUGUGAAUAAAACGUGGAAUUAAAAAAAUAAUGGACGUGGAAAAAUCAAGUAGCAGCUCUUUCGAAGACCUUACCAAUGCCGAGGACACAAAGGACAUUCGAGCAGCGCAGGUCGCUGCAAGUGUAGCCGAAACAUUGGCAGCUCAAGUUGACAACGAUAACGAUGACAAUGCAAAGACGCAAACAGCCAAUGAUGAAGAGAGUGCUGGUGAUGGGGAGGGGGGAGACAACGAAGAGGACGUGUGUGAUAUUUUGGGAAAUAAGCAGCUGUUGAAGCGCAUCAUCAAAAAGGCACCAUCGAGUGAAAAGCGUCCGAAUCGUGGUGAUUUGGUCACUAUAACAUUUACUGGCAAACUGGAAGAUGGCACCGUUGUGGAGAAGGAGGAACGCUUCCAGUGCCACGUAGGCGACUACGAGGUGGUGCAGGGUCUGGACAUGGUUCUGCCCAUGAUGCAUGUGGGCGAACUGGCCGAGAUUACAGUUGAUCCACGUUUCGGCUAUGGUACUCUGGGCCUUAAGAAGGAGAAUUCAACGGAAGUGAUUGUGGCACCAAAUGCGCAUCUUAUCUAUGAUGUAGAGCUCAUAGAUGCGAAGUACGAAGACUUUGCGGAUCUGAAGUCAUUUGAAGUGCUGCGCAAAUAUGGUGCUAGAAAAAAGGAGCGUGCAAAUUACUUUUACAAGCGGGUGGAAUACAAUAAUGCUAUCCACCUGUACAGACGUGCUUUGGAUUACUUGGACAAUCGCGAUGGUGACCCGGAUGCAGAGUUUGGCAAAGAAGACUUGGAGCUGUCGAAUAGUGAUUCGCAGAGUCUGUUGGAGGAUCGAUUGAUUGUGUAUAAUAAUCUGGCGAUGGCUCAAAUCAAAAUUGGUGCAUUCGAUGCUGCGCUGCAGUCCGUAGAACAUGUGCUGCGGUGUCAGCCCAACAAUCCCAAGGCAUUGUACCGCAAGGGCAGGGUGCUAGAGGGCAAGGCUGACACACAGGGCGCCAUCAAGCUGUUGCAGAAGGUGGCCACUUUGGAGCCCGAUAAUCGUGCAGUUCAAUCGGAUUUGGCUCGACUUUUUAUUAAGGCACGUCGCGAGGAGCACAACGAAAAGGAGAUGUAUCAAAAAAUGUUGGGACAGGCCAAGAAAAUGGAGCAAACGACUGCUGUUAGGCAAAAAACUCCGUUGGUGGACAAUUCCAAGCUAAAACUUCUGGGUUUCCUGAUGGGUUCCAUUUUAAUUGGUGUUGCUGGUGUUGCUAUUUAUCGUUAUAAGUACUGAGAAUGAGGAAAGAACAAAACAAACAUAACAUAAUUGUAAUCUGAACUACUGAGUACUUUAAGCAAUUGAAAUGCAUUUUUAAAAAUGGUACACACAUUCUUCAUCAUAAAGCGAAAUUAUUAAUGUUGGAAACGAUGCAAUGAUGGUUGCUUACUUGUUGUAAUAACAUAAACAUUUGUUGUAAAUCAAUUACUAUGCACACACUUUCAAAAUAGUAAUGUUAGAUCAAAUGCUAUGGUUCUUAUUUUCCGAUAAUUUUAAUUAUAAAAUCCUAAUUUUAAUGAUUUGCGAAAUAUACAAAUACCCAAGCCUUUUAAAACAAA
Messenger RNA from Drosophila albomicans, 1736 nucleotides. Its product is annotated as peptidyl-prolyl cis-trans isomerase FKBP8. Bases 181 to 1413 code for a protein of 410 amino acids. NCBI's taxonomy places the organism in Eukaryota, Metazoa, Arthropoda, Insecta, Diptera, Drosophilidae. The record is from RefSeq and is a predicted model, not a curated record. Gene Ontology annotation, molecular function: peptidyl-prolyl cis-trans isomerase activity; protein binding. The transcript is spliced from 7 exons.